Molecule: messenger RNA, 904 nt
Organism: Oppia nitens
Lineage: Eukaryota; Metazoa; Arthropoda; Arachnida; Sarcoptiformes; Oppiidae
Product: 3-oxoacyl-[acyl-carrier-protein] reductase FabG-like
Exons: 4
Coding region: 23-904 (293 amino acids)
Molecular function (GO): oxidoreductase activity
Source: RefSeq, a predicted model, not a curated record
AAUUUUUUUCAAUUAACUUAAAAUGCAAUCAAUUUUAUUAUUAACGUUGCUAUCAAUAGCCGCAGCCGUGGUCACAGUUACCGCCUCAGCCGAUGUUCUUGACUAUAGUGACGACGAUUACCGAGCGGUGGCCAAAUCGCGUAACUUUACCGGUAAGGUUGUACUGGUGACCGGUUCGAGUUCGGGCAUUGGCGAAGGUAUUGUCAAACUAUUUUCGGUUUUGGGCGCCCGUGUAGUGGUCACCGGUCGUAAAGAGGCCGACGUUCAUCGUGUGGCUCAAGACUGUCAACGAUUGUCACCUAAUAAGCUUAAGCCGUUGGAAGUGGUCGCCGAUCUGACCAAAAGUACCGAUUUGGCCACUUUGUUGGAUCAAACAAUCAAAACGUUUGGCAAACUGGACGUAUUGGUCAACAAUGCGGGCAUAUAUCCAGCGACCACUAUUGGUCAGACAAAUCUACUACAAGUAUGGGAUCAGAUAUUCAAUAUUGAUUUGAGAACCGUUGUUGAGCUUAUCCAUCUAUCGGUUCCCUAUCUGGAAAAAACUAACGGUACUGUAAUUGACAUAUCCAGUAUCGCAGCUACAGCACCGAUGAUUGGCUCUCUGGCCUACAAUUCAGCCAAAGCCGGCUUAGAUAUGUUGGCCCGAGUGUUGGCACUGGAGUUGGGACCCAAAGGCAUACGUGUGAAUUCAUUAAAUCCCGGUCUCACAAAAGUUAGCGACUUUCCCGAUGAUAUCAUUGCAAAAUAUUCAAAGGCGACACCAUUGAGACGUAUAGGCGAACCGUUAGAUAUUGCCAAAGGUGUGGCAUUUCUGGCCUCAACUGAUGCCUCAUUUAUUACCGGCGCUAAUCUGGUAAUUGACGGAGGAUUGGUCUACAAUAUCGGUGGAUUUAACACACAAUAA